Schistocerca cancellata (South American locust) is the source of this 6503-nucleotide messenger RNA. Its product is annotated as UDP-glucosyltransferase 2-like. NCBI's taxonomy places the organism in Eukaryota, Metazoa, Arthropoda, Insecta, Orthoptera, Acrididae. The transcript has 6 exons. Gene Ontology annotation, molecular function: UDP-glycosyltransferase activity. The record is from RefSeq and is a predicted model, not a curated record. Bases 98 to 1684 code for a protein of 528 amino acids.
CAAAGAGAUUCGCGCCAAAACCUACGAGUGAGCUUCGGCGGUCGCUCAGUCGUGGAAGGUGUGGCAGGUCGGGAACACUCGCUGUGCGCAGUCCGGCAUGAAGGCCCGCUUGGAGAUGUCGGCUGUGGCGCUGGCUGUGUGGGCGGCGGCGGCUUGGUGCUGCGGGUGGCUCCCCGCCGCCAGGGGUGCCAACAUCCUGGCCGUGUUCCCGAUGGAGGGCCGCAGCCACUGGAUCGUGAACCGCGAGCUGCUGGUGGAGCUGGCGCGCCGCGGCCACAACCUGACCGUGGUGACGCCCUUCCACCAGCCGGGCGACCCCUGGGAGCUCGUCAAGCCCACGGUGCCCCUGGCGGGCAGCGCCAAGUUCGACUUCCUGGGCUACGGCUCGCUCCCGACGUUCACGCAGUUCAUGAUCCUGUUCCACAUGGGCACGGACUUCUGCCAGCGCCUGAUGGACGACCCGGCCGUUCGCGAGCUGAUCGACUCCCAGGAGCGGACGUACGACCUGCUCAUCAUGGAGACGUUCUUCCACGACUGCUUCUUCGCCUUCUCGCACAAGUACCGGGCGCCGACUGUGCUCGCGUGCGCCUUCGGCGGCGGCAACUCCUGGAUCAACUACGCGGUCGGCAACCCGUACCCGCUGUCGUACCUGCCCGAGGGCGGCGUGGCCUACACGACCCGCAUGAGCCUCUUCCAGAAGACCUACAACUCUCUGCUCUCCCUCGCACUCAACCUCUACCGGGAUCUGGUCUACUUCCCGGCCCUAGACGAGAUCGUGCGCAAGGCCUUCGGUGACCCGAGCAUGCCCCCCCUGGCGGAGAUGGAGCGCAACAUGUCCCUGCUGCUGCUCAACAAUCACUUCAGCUUCGACUACGCGAGGCCGUUGGUGCCCAACGCUGUGCAGGUCGCUGGGAUGCACAUCAGGCCUCCUAAGGCCCUCCCAAAGGACCUGCAGGAGUUCAUGGACGCCGCCACCGAGGGUGUGGUCUACUUCAGCAUGGGUAGCAACAUCAAGAGCGCCGACCUGUCCGAGGAGUUGCGGGCGGUCUUCCUGAAGACGUUCGCCAGGCUGAAGCAGAAGGUGCUCUGGAAGUUCGAGGACGACUCACUGCCGAACCAGCCGCCCAACCUUAGGAUCAGCAAGUGGUUUCCACAAAGCGACCUGCUCGUGCACCGCAACGUGCGGCUGUUCGUGACGCACGGCGGCAUGAUGAGCCUGCAGGAGGCGCUGUACGCCGGCGUGCCGCUGCUCGGCUUCCCCAUCUUCGGCGACCAGGAGGCCAACCUGAUGCGGGCGCGCGACGCCGGCUUCGGCCUGCUGCUGCGCAUCCACAACAUCACCGAGCAGUCGCUCGGCUGGGCCCUCGACCAGCUGCUCGGCGACCCCAGGUACGCUGAGAGGGCGCGCCAGUGCUCGCGGCUGUUCCACGACCGGCCGGAGCCGCCGCUGCAGCUGGCGGCGCGCUCCGUCGAGUACGUGCUGCGGCACGGGGGGGCGCGCCACAUGCGGUCGGCGGCGCUCGAGCUGCCCUGGUACCGCCUGCUGCUGCUCGACGUCGCCGCCUUCCUGCUGCUGUGCGCGGCGGCCGCCGCCCUGGCCGCCGCCCUCGCAGUCCGCUUCCUCGUGCGGAAACUCUGCGGCGCCGCGGCUGUGCGGGGGAAGAAGACCGCGAAGAAAGACUGAGCGCUGCGGCGCCGCCUGCGGGCACUGUCGCGCGUCACUUCGAGACAGGCGUCGCCGCAGCUGGGGACCGUUCCGACAAAACUCGGCAGACGCCACUUUUUUUCGUUCCUUAGCUGUGCUGGCGUAAACUCUCGCCAGCACACCGGUCGUCAAAGCUGAAGCGCAAAGAUCGGUAGUAGGAGCUGCAUCGAGCUCGUCUGUCAGGAGAGAGGACAGACACACACGCACAACAGACCACACGUCGGUCGCAAACUCUCGCGAUAGGCGCGCUCGAUCUAGCGCCCACUAUCGAUCUUUCCGCUUCAGCUUUUCCGACCGGUGUACUGGCGACAGCUUACGCCAGCACGUUAACGGAUUUUGGUACUUCUAUAGGAGACUCACACAAUGGUUUAAAAGAAUAUACGACCAAACUGAAUAUUCGCUCUCGUAAAAUGCUCCCGAAUGUAGUAAAUUUUGGUAAAACUCGACAAGUCCAUUUUUCUUAAAACUCCACCAAUCCUGUUCUAUACUCCAUUGUUGAAACUUGUUGUCGUUGUUGUUGUUGUUGUUGUCGUCUUCAGUCCUGAGACUGGUUUGAUGCAGCUCUCCAUGCUACUCUAUCCUGUUGCAACGUACGGGGGUUUAUUGUAAAAUCAUCGAUAUAUUGAAAAAUAUCUAUUGCUUGUCUUACAACACCUUGAGUUGCUAUCUAACUUACGUUGGCUCUGUUUACACGCGCGGUUAUGCCCCCAGUAUCAUUUGCAUCGAAAUUAUCAUUACACUCUAAUUAUUAAACAAAAAUAUGGUGAUUGCUAGCUACGAAAUCAAUAAUGCGGUGAUUAGCAUAUGAUACCAAAUUAAGAUUUAUUCAGAACAGGAUGAGCAAUAUUUGUAGCCUAACGUGACAAUACAAUACACUCGCUAACCUAACUAGCCUAUCAUUGGCACAAUGUAUCCUCUUUUCCUAACUCCUGAAGUCAACACUGAACCCGCAAGUGACCCUAUUGCAGUUCUGCCUGAUCGGACACAGACUCAGAGAGCGCCAGUCAGAGAGCUAGCGGAAUACGAACUCAUUUAGAAUUACAGUGCCCUACUUUGGCUGAUGAUUGCUAAUAUCACCGUAAUUCUCCGUGACGAUUACGACGGUCGGCCCAGCCAACGUCGUGAUGCCGUCUUUCCCGUGAGCGAGCUUGGCUUCAAUCUCCAACGUGGACGUGGUUUGCGCCCGUAUACUCCUGUACGUAAGUGUUCAAUUGCGCAGUUCGUCACUAGUCAAUACUCAAGCUACUUGCACAUAUGCCAAGAGUAGUUGGUCGACUCGAGUGCGCGGCAGCAAAGGUACACUUCAGAUUGCAUAUGAACACCACAAGUUAGUACAAAUCUGUUUCUCUCCUCACAGGAACAGAUAAUGCUACGUGUGUGGAGUCGUACGCUCUAAACUAUUCAGACUUUGAGAGUAACUACUGGACUCAGUGCCUGUAACUUCUCCAACCUACUCCUCUCCACGCUCUCCACGCAGGGCAGCCAGACACCGCGACUGCUCUCUUCCACAGCCGGCCCCAGAGUCGUCCAUCAGAAUUUUUGCAAACCUGGCCGUUUUUCGCCGCAUGGAUCCGUGCGCGUUGGUGGCCAAUCACGACACAGACUUCCAUGUAUCCGUGCGCGUUUGUACCCAACCACGACACGGAAUUCUCCCGCGGUUACUGUUGCCGCCAAACCUGUGAAGGCCGGUUCCCACUAGGGCUGCCGCGCGUCAAAACGGCGCGUCAGCGGCGUGGUUGCCAUGGAAACGGCGUCAGCGGCACGGCGCGGCGGGCUCUGCGUCGCGGUUUGACCAUGUCGAACCGCUUCCGCUGCCGCGUGACGCGCCCCAGGUGCGCGCCGCCAAUCACAGAACGCGCUGAGCGUGACGUCAGGCAUGAGAAAACAUGCAUAAUGGAAUAUGUGAAAGAGUACACUGUACAGAAAAUGAAAAAUUGGUAUGUCUUCACCCAACUUCGUCUUUCCUCCAUGUAGGUGUAAGAUAUAGUUCUUCAAACGCACCGGGAGUUUCAGUGGGUCCCGACCCGUACCUAAGUAGCUGUCCGUCAUUGGCUACCGCUAGCGUCUGCCGCUUCCAGAUGGGAACGCCAAUUCCGCGAGCCGCCGCGUCAAAGCAGAAAACGCUUGCCGCUGCCGCUGCCGCACGACGCGCUGCCGCGCUCUAGUGGGAACCGGCCUUAACACGUAUCUCUACGCGCUCUGCGCCAGUCCCAUCACAGUCUUCCGCAAAUUUUCCACUGUGGCGCGAAAUCGUCUUUCUCUCUUUCGCAUAUAGCUCCUUCUCGCUUCUUGUUGUGAUGGCCCAGCCUCUCCGAACGUCUUUGGUGGUCUCAAGUGCCAGCCGACAAAGGGGUCCGGCCGCGGCCAUCCCGUUAGUUUGACAUCACAUAGACACCUUACUUAGGGGUUCCGGCCGUGUUCCAGCCUCUGAGCCGAUCUCGUUAGUCGACAUGACACACACAACUUCCUUUUCUGUGUCCAUUCUCUCCUACCCGUGGGCCAAUUAUCAAUUAUUAUUCGGUGUAUUAGUACUGAUUUAGCAUCAUGUAAGGUACAAAAUCUGCUACCUUACACUGUGCAAGCUUCUUCAUCUCCCAGUACCUACUGCAACCUACACCCUUCUGAAUCGGCUUAUUGUAUUCUGCUGUUGGCCUCCCUCUACGAUUUCUACCCUCCACGCUUCCCUCCAAUACUAAAUUCGUGAUCCCAUGAUGCCUCAGAACAUGCCAUACCAACCGAUCCCUUCUUCUUGUCAAGUUGUGCCACAAACUCCUCUUCUCCCCAAUUCUGUUCACUACCUCCUCAUUAGUUAUGUGAUCUACCCAUCUAAUCUUCAGCAUUCUUCUGUAGCACCACAUUUCAAAAGCUGCUAUUCUCUUCUUGUCCAAACUAUUUAUCGUCCACGUUUCACUUCCAUACAUGGCUACACUCCACACAAAUCCUUUCAGAAACCACUUCCUCACACUUAAAUCUAUACUCGACGUUAACAAAUUCCUUUUCUUCAGAAACGCUUUCCUUGCCAUUGCCAGUCUACAUUUUAUAUCCUCUCUACUUCGACCAUCAUCGCUUAUUUUGCUCCCCAAAUAACAAAAGUCAUUGAAACUUAGAACACAAAAUUUAGAUGUUAACUUUAAUAUCCUUUACACUCGCACAUGUUAAUUGUCAUGCAGCCGCACAACAUCCUGCGAGAAAAACGGACUCUUUGCUAAGUGUCUCUUGGACAACAAUACGUAUUGUCCCACUUAGUUAUCUCCCGUGUUCACUCACUGUUUCACUACGACACAAGUAGGUACUGCAGUAUAACUCUUGUUCAAACAUCAUUAUUAAGACUUUAGAACAUUCGGAAGAUUCUGAAACACUUCACAAGGUGAAAAGUGCAACAUAAAGCAUGAGUCGUCAACGUCAAAGAGAGACAAGUGCGCACUUGCACCCUCAAACGAAGAUCUCGAUACAGAUUGUAACUGUAGUGAAACAACAACAGAAACAACGUCUGAAGCAGGAUAUUUGUGUUUCAAUAAUCUCAUUCGUUUUAGAGAUAGCCUCUAUACAAAUAAAACAAAGAUUUUACAGGGUGAUUUCUUACUACGCUUAUUAUAGGUACAUUAGACUUUUCCUGGUCAAUAAAUACGCGCAAGAUGGAAAUAAUUCUAAAGGAAGUUAGGCAUCCAAAAUAAAUGAGUCUGCGACAAUUUCUGGCUUGUGCUAAACUUUUCAGGGCCGAAAAACCAUGAAAAUUUUGAACUCCUACAGUUUUUCUUUUAUUAACUCGAUAACGAUACAUCCCACCAAAAAUUUCCAAAAUCGGAAUGAAAGAGCAUAAAAUUUCGCAUAGAGUUCUCUACCCAAGAUCUAUUAGCGAUUCACCUGUUUAGCCACAAUCGACUGUCAAAAAUCUCCAAUUUUUAUCAGUUUUGCGGGAAAGUGAGUUAUGCUCGUGGUCCUACGUCAAUAACUCAAAAACUGCUUAUUCAAAUGAAAAGUACCAUACACAAGAGGUGUAGAUGAUCAGUCUCUGCAUAAAAAGAGCUUCUAUAUUUUAAAAUUCACUCACUCCUUUGCAAAGGUACGAAUAACAAUGUAAAUGUAAUCGCAGAGCUAAGAAAAGAAAAGCGCGUGGAAACAUGAAUAUGUUGGGUUUUGUAAAAAUUUGUAAUUUCUAACUUGUUUUUCCUCAAUGAAGAAGGUUAAUGAUGAACUUCGGUUUUUCUCUAUCGACCCCUAUCUACAUGGAUGACCAGUAUUACAUUUUUCAAAUUGUUCGAAUCAAUCAUAUUAAGUACAACUAUAGAAUACAUCUUCUGUAAAAUACUAUAAAUGGCGUUUGUUGAGUUUUGUUAAGACGGCCCUCAAUUGGCUAUCGAAUAUCUGUGGUAUCGGGAGCGGCAUCGAAGAGGCGACUCAUGGACCACGGUGCCUUCCCUCUUUUCCUCCCCCCCCUUCCCUGCCACAACCCCCUCGGCUUACGUAAAAAAAGAAAAACCCUUCCCGUCCCCACCGUCUGCAUCUGUCCUGUAAAAUCCGCUCCAGCCUCCCCCCCCCCCCUUGAAAGAUGGUUUGUAACCAUCCCCCCUCUCCCGCCGUCCUCACUGACCAACUUCCCCCCAGCUUCACCAAGAACCACAUUCUAUAAACAGUGUAAUUAUUGUGACAGUUUAACCCUUAACUCACGGGGUAACUUUUCUGUAACGUAUACUACGAGGGAUCUCUCAGAUACCUCAGUUUAAAGUGAGAUUCAAUGCCCCAAUCAUUUGAAAUUUAUAAUUUCUCUUAUAUAAAAUUUAUUUCUACAAUUAUUUAA